Acaulospora morrowiae is the source of this 202-nucleotide messenger RNA. NCBI's taxonomy places the organism in Eukaryota, Fungi, Glomeromycota, Glomeromycetes, Diversisporales, Acaulosporaceae. The record is from the annotation of a GenBank genome assembly.
UCGAGUAAGAGAUCAGAACGCCAUCUAUUACUUCUCCAAAGCUGGUCCGAAAUUUGGGUCUUGUGCAGCUCUGUGGAUAAUGUGUAACGAAAAACGACAAUUUUAUUGCGCUUCCAGCUCUAGUUAUGAACCUAUAAAAGGUGAAGGGUAUUUCACGAUCGCCGAUUAUGAAGUAUUUCAAGUUGACAAAAAAAUCACUUAA